AUGCUAGGGUUAAAUUCUAGACAACACGGCCUCGUCAACGCCGCCGUCGCCGCGGCCAACACCGGCUCAUCGGCGUUCCCUCAGAUGGUGCUGCCCGACUCGCCCCGCGUGUCGGCUUGUACCCUGUUGCCCGGCUUCCACGUGUACCCGCAGGCCUCCCGCCUCUCCGGGGAGUGCUCGCUCGACGUGAGCGUGGUGGAGCCUUCCAUGCCCGCGCCCACCGACCUCAACGCCACACCAGUGGCCGGUCGCUCGUCAUCCAGAGGCGCGAGGAAACGCGCGCGGCAGAUGCCGGCCGGCAUGCUCCCGGACGCCCGCAACUUGUUUGAGGGAAUGCCGGCCGCCGGCGACGAGGACUACAUGCAGAACCUCAUCUUCGAGGGUGGUGCGCCGGCCACUGGCUACGAUCCCGAAGAGACACAAAGCCAGGACGGACGCGGCGCGUUCACGUCGGCCACUGGCUAUGAUCCCGAUCAGGCGGCCUUCAUGCGUGAUCAGGUCGGCAUGGACCUGGACGGCUUCCCACUUGACCAUGAGUUUCCGGACGACUACGGGCAAGAGGAAGAGGACGAGUGCGACAUCGAAGUGGAGCCUUUGUUCGAGGACGAGCUCGCCAACCAAGCCGCUGGUCCGAAGCCGAAGCGCAAGAGCAAGCGCAUGAAGGCAUACACGACGGCCGAGGACAAGCUUCUUUGCGAGAGGCCACCUCUUGCGGAUGACAUUGGCAUCAAGUAUACUAUGCUUGACCCUACGUCCGACAAGGUCCAUCGUGCCCGUUUUAUUGAGAACAGAGUGAUGCUCCCGCCACUGCGGAUGAGGGGUCACGGGACGACCGUGAAGAUGGAGUACGACGAGCGGUACGCGUCGUUCUACAGGAGAGCCCGACUGCUGGGUUUCGUCCUGCAGUUCAAGCGCAAGCCGCCGACGCUCGUUCACUCAGCUCUCACGGCUUUGAUCGAUCGGCUGAGCAGGAGGAAGAAUCAGUCCAUCACCGAUUGGGGAGAGCAACAUGCCAAAUACGAGACUGAAUGGAACCAGUGGAAAACUCGCAAAGAUGUGGAGAGAAGAGUGAUUGACUGGGAGGAGUACUCGCAAAGAUGGCAUCAAGCAUCGUCUGCGCCUAAGGCCACAGUGGACGACGGCAGACGCUGA
Messenger RNA from Triticum aestivum (bread wheat), 1152 nucleotides. RefSeq lists its product as uncharacterized. The transcript is spliced from 4 exons. The coding region runs from base 1 to 1152 and encodes 383 amino acids. Lineage: Eukaryota; Viridiplantae; Streptophyta; Magnoliopsida; Poales; Poaceae. The record is from RefSeq and is a predicted model, not a curated record.